Molecule: messenger RNA, 3215 nt
Organism: Tupaia belangeri chinensis (Chinese tree shrew)
Lineage: Eukaryota; Metazoa; Chordata; Mammalia; Scandentia; Tupaiidae
Gene: MAN2B1
Product: mannosidase alpha class 2B member 1
Exons: 24
Coding region: 45-3080 (1011 amino acids)
Biological process (GO): mannose metabolic process
Cellular component (GO): lysosome
Molecular function (GO): carbohydrate binding; alpha-mannosidase activity
Source: RefSeq, a predicted model, not a curated record
AGUAGGACCUGGGAACCCGCCGGAGCCGCAGGGGCAGCGGAGCCAUGGUCACCAGCGCGUGGGGCUCGGGAGUCCGUGCCGGCAGCUGUCGGGGCGCAGCGAGGACCCGGACGAGCUCCCGCGCCCUGCAUCCACUGUUCCAGCCCCUCUCUUUCCUUUUUACGUUGUUCCUGGCAGUUCCUGGCACCCAGGCGGCGGGCUAUGAGACCUGCCCCGCAGUGCAGCCAGACAUGCUCAACGUGCACCUGGUGGCCCACACGCAUGACGACGUGGGCUGGCUCAAGACAGUGGAUCAGUACUUUUAUGGCGUGGAGAAUGACAUACAGCACGCGGGCGUGCAGUACAUCCUCGAUUCCGUCAUCUCUGCCCUGCUGGCAGACCCCACCCGCCGCUUUAUCUACGUGGAGAUCGCCUUCUUCUCCCGUUGGUGGCACCAGCAGACCAACGCAACACAGGAAGCCGUCCGGGACCUGGUGCGCCAGGGGCGCUUGGAGUUCGCCAACGGCGGCUGGGUGAUGAACGAUGAGGCAUCCACCCACUAUGGCGCCAUUGUGGACCAGAUGACACUUGGACUGCGCUUCCUGGAAGACACUUUCGGCGACGACGGCCGCCCCCGUGUGGCCUGGCACAUCGACCCCUUCGGCCACUCUCGGGAACAGGCCUCCCUGUUCGCCCAGAUGGGCUUCGACGGCUUUUUCUUUGGGCGCCUCGAUUAUCAAGAUAAGUGGGUGCGCAAGGAGAAGCGGGAGAUGGAGCAACUGUGGCGGGGCAGCACCAGCCUGAAGCCCCCCACCGCGGACCUGUUCACAGGUGUACUCCCCAAUGGUUACAACCCCCCGGAGAGUCUGUGCUGGGACGUGCUAUGUAACGACAAGCCGGUGGUGGAGGACCCCCGCAGCCCUGAGUACAACGCCAAGCACCUGGUCGAUUACUUCCUGCAGGUGGCCACUGCCCAGGCUCAGUUCUACAGAACCAACCACACGGUGAUGACCAUGGGCUCGGACUUCAUGUACGAGAAUGCCAACAUGUGGUUCAAGAACCUCGACAAGCUCAUCCGGCUGGUCAACGCCCAGCAGGCAAACGGGAGCCGGGUCCAUGUUCUCUACUCCACCCCGGCUUGUUACCUCUGGGAGCUGAACAAUGCCAACCUCACCUGGUCGGUGAAACGAGAUGACUUCUUCCCUUACGCUGACGGUCCUCACAACUUCUGGACCGGCUAUUUUUCCAGCCGGCCGGCCCUCAAACGCUAUGAGCGCUUCAGCUACAACUUCCUGCAGGUGUGCAACCAGCUGGAGGCGCAGGCGGGCCCUGCAGCCAACAUGGGACCCUAUGGCUCCGGAGACAGUGCACCCCUCAAUGAAGCAAUGGCGGUGCUUCAGCACCACGACGCGGUCAGUGGCACCUCCAAGCAACACGUGGCCUACGACUAUGCGCGGCAGCUCUCUGCAGGCUGGGGGCCCUGCGAGGUUCUCUUGAGCAAUGCGCUGGCGCGGCUCAUCGGUUCCAAGGAGGACUUCUCAUUCUGCCGUGAACUCAACAUCAGCAUCUGCCCGUUCAGCCAGGGGGCGGCGCGCUUCCAGGUCAUCGUGUAUAACCCUCUGGGGCGGAAGGUGGAUUGGAUGGUGCGGCUGCCUGUGAGCCAGACCGCAUUCACCGUGAAGGACCCGAGUGGCAAGACCGUGCACAGCGACGUGGUGCUACUUCCCAGCUCAGACCGUCAGGACGUCAGUCCGGAACUGCUGUUCCCCGCCUCCGUGCCCGCCCUGGGCUUCAGCAUCUACUCAGUAUCCCCAGUGCUCAGCCGGAACCCCCGGGCCCGCGCCCCCCAGCCCAGUUCCCAGAAGUCCUGGUCUGGAGUCUUGGCCAUCAAAAAUGAGUUCAUCAGAGCUACGUUUGACCCUGACACGGGGCUCCUGAUGGAGAUCGAGAACCUGGACCAGAAACUCCUGCUGCCCGUUCGCCAGGCCUUCUUCUGGUACAACGCCAGUAUGGGUGACAACGAAAGCGAGCAGGCCUCGGGUGCCUACAUCUUCAGACCCAGCCGACCGAAACCUCUGCCCGUGAGCCGCUGGGCUCAGAUCCGUCUAGUGAAGACGGCCUUGGUGCAGGAAGUCCACCAGAACUUCUCAGCCUGGUGUUCCCAGGUGGUUCGUCUAUACCCAGGGCAGCGGCACCUGGAGUUGGAGUGGACAGUGGGGCCGAUCCCUGUGGGUGACGGCUGGGGAAAGGAGGUCAUCAGCCGCUUUGACACGCCGCUGGAGACCCGAGGCCUCUUCUACACGGAUAGUAACGGCCGGGAGAUCCUGCAGAGGAGGCGGGAUUAUCGGCCCACCUGGACCCUGAACCAGACAGAGCCUGUGGCAGGGAACUACUACCCAGUCAACAGCCGGAUUUACAUCACGGACGAGAACGUGCAGCUAACCGUGCUGACCGACCGCUCCCAGGGGGGCAGCAGCCUGAGAGACGGCUCCUUGGAGCUCAUGGUGCACCGACGGCUGCUGAGAGAUGAUGGACGCGGAGUAGGAGAACCUCUUUUGGAGUCGGGAACAGGCGUGUGGGUGCGAGGACGUCACCUCGUGCUGCUCGACAAGGCCCAGGUUGCGGCCGCUGGGCACCGGCUCCUGGCAGAGAAGGAAAUCCUGGCCCCCCAGGUGGUGCUGGCCACAGGUGGCGGUGCCCCCUACCGACCUGGUGUAGCCCCGCGCACGCAGUUCUCAGGGUUGCAAAGGGAGCUGCCGCCUUCCGUGCACUUGCUCACACUGGCCCGCUGGGGCCCGGACACGCUGCUGCUGCGCUUGGAGCACCAGUUUGCAGUGGGGGAGGAUUCGAACCGCAACCUGAGCUCCCCCGUGACCGUGGAUUUGCAGAACCUGUUCUCCGCCUUCACCAUCACGCGCCUGCAGGAAACCACGCUGGCGGCCAACCAGCCCCGGGCCAGCGCCUCCAGGCUCAAGUGGACAUCAGAUACCGGUCCCACCCCCUACCCUGCUGCUCCUGUGUUGGACCCGGCCGCUGUCACACUGCAACCCAUGGAAAUCCGCACCUUCCUGGCCUCCGUCCAGUGGAAAAAGGACAGCUAGACCCACUGGGGUGCAGUCUUCUGAGCCCCAGUCCCCUGCUCUGCAGGCGGGGCAGACAAACCCUCCCCUCCAUUUGCUGCUACAAUCAGCAACAGCCAUUAAAAUGCCACCCACUAAAACUCAGGUCACACAUGA